Messenger RNA from Saccharomyces paradoxus, 1161 nucleotides. It is a transcript of the gene RRT13, whose product is annotated as Rrt13p. Gene Ontology annotation, biological process: ubiquitin recycling; proteasome-mediated ubiquitin-dependent protein catabolic process. The transcript has a single exon. Lineage: Eukaryota; Fungi; Ascomycota; Saccharomycetes; Saccharomycetales; Saccharomycetaceae. The record is from RefSeq and is a predicted model, not a curated record. The coding region runs from base 1 to 1161 and encodes 386 amino acids. Gene Ontology annotation, cellular component: nucleus; cytoplasm. Gene Ontology annotation, molecular function: ubiquitin binding.
AUGUCUGUUUCGGAAAAUUGGUUUAAUCCUGAUUUUACGCCACAAAGAGCUACGUUAAGAGGCCACGUGACGAGUGUUAUUACGUGCUUGCAAUUUGAAGACAAUUAUGUCAUUACAGGGGCAGAUGAUAAAAUGAUCAGAGUCUAUGACUCGAUAAAUAAAAAAUUUCUUCUACAACUAUCAGGCCACGAUGGUGGGGUUUGGGCUUUGAAGUAUGCCCAUGGUGGUAUCUUAGCCAGUGGUUCUACCGAUAGAACAGUACGGGUUUGGGAUAUUAAGAAAGGCUGUUGUACCCAUGUGUUUAAAGGUCAUAACUCCACGGUGAGGUGCCUCGAUAUAGUGGAAUAUAAAAAUAUCAAGUAUAUUGUUACUGGUUCGAGAGAUAAUACUUUACACGUCUGGAAAUUGCCCAAGGAAUCCUCUGCUACUGAUCAUGGGGAUGAGCAUGAUUAUCCAUUAGUCUUUCACACUCCCGAGGAGAAUCCAUAUUUUGUAGGUGUUCUAAGAGGACAUAUGGCCCCUGUAAGAACUGUUUCAGGCCACGGUAAUAUUGUCAUUAGUGGCUCUUAUGAUGGCACACUCAUCGUGUGGGAUAUCGCGCAAAUGAAAUGUCUACGUAUCUUAAGAGGGCACAAAGACCGUGUUUAUUCAGCUAUCUAUGACCAUCAAAGGAAAAGGUGCAUUUCCGCCAGCAUGGAUACUACCAUUAGAAUUUGGGAUUUGAAAGACAUUCGGAAUAAUGAAGAACGUUCUCACGUAGCAAACUCCGCAUCACCAUACACCGAGGUACUUGAUGCCAUGUACGUUUUGCAUGGUCACACAGCCCUAGUCGGUUUAUUAACAUUAUCCGAUAGAUUUUUAGUCAGUGCCGCUGCAGACGGUUCAAUAAGAUGUUGGGAUGCAAACACUUACCUUCUAAAAUUUUCCUUCAAUAACACAGAAUUAAAUACGACUACUGCAUUGCACGCUUCUGAUGAGGUGUUAGUAAGUGGGUCUGAAGGUCUGCUCAAUAUUUACAAUUUAAGUAGUGGGCUAUUGGUUCAUUCAGAUACAUUGAGUGGUGCUGAUCAAGUUUGGGAUGUUAAUUUUAGAGACAAUACACUUGCUGCAGCAGUUCAACGAGAUGGGCAGAGUUUUUUGGAAAUCUUGGACUUUUGUUGA